This is a messenger RNA of Laetiporus sulphureus 93-53, 1255 nucleotides long. RefSeq lists its product as uncharacterized. Bases 51 to 806 code for a protein of 251 amino acids. NCBI's taxonomy places the organism in Eukaryota, Fungi, Basidiomycota, Agaricomycetes, Polyporales, Laetiporaceae. The transcript has 3 exons. The record is from RefSeq and is a predicted model, not a curated record.
UUGCCCGCACCUCAUACCCAUCCCCUGAUCGCACCGCUUCCGCAUCCAUCAUGAACUAUACUCAGGCACCCGACAAUUUUGUCGUCGUCGCUCCCCGCCCCGUCCGCCUCGCUGCGCCCGCAGCAUCGUCCUACGCUUCCUUCCAGCAUGCCAUCCACCGCCCGCAGACCCGUGUCGCUAACAAUGUCCGUCUCGUUGCGGACGGCGUUGACCUCCUCAAGCUAGGCGAGGAGCCUUUCGAUGUGCAUGACGAUUUUGCUUCAUCGACGAAGCUUGCCCCACCCGACUCCUCUGAUCGCGAGUCCCUCUCCCCGCGAGCGUCACCCAGAUCGAGCCUGCCCUCCGAGGCUCUCGAAGAGUUUCUCUCCAUUCUGCAAUCUUCCACUCUCUGCUUCCCUCCGACAUCACCCAUCCUCCGCCCGAGCAACACCAACCUCAACACGCCACACACCUUCUUCUAUGCGCGCUCAUCCAGCCUCAGUCCGGGCCUCUCUGACCACGGGCUCGGCCUGACGCUGUCAGACACCGCAGCAGAGGACGGUACUGCCCCACCCUACCCAUUCAAGCUCCUUGGGAGCGCCCCGCUCGCCUCUCCCGUGUCGCGUUCGCACACGCGUAACCCCUUCCAGCGCCAUCCGUCAUACGACACGGCCUCUACAACUAUAGCGGGCCUUCUGCGCCCGCUCUCCAUCUCUCCGAGCCCUGCAUACGGAAACUGUUCUUCAACAGUUAUGGCGCUGUCGCCGGCGACGGUGCCUCUCCCUCUGCCGACGCCGGAUGAAAUGGAGACUGAAACGCUCUCGUGAGUCACGCGGACUCGGAAGGGAAAGCGGACGGCGGUGCCUCGUCUUUGGAUUUACAUUUUUUGUUCUCCCUGUGUUGUUUAUUCUAACGUCCUCAGAUGUCCAGGAUAUAGUGAACCCGCCUUGGUGGUGCUCGAUUUAUAUUGUUGUUUACGGCCACUAUCUUUACAGUUUUCAACAUACACAUCUUGUACCAUCAGCUUUGUUGUUUCUAGCAUAUUCUCCGCUAAUUGAUGGCGCUUCAGUGCGCCCCACUUUAUAACAUUCUGUUUUGUACCUCGAUUCUUUCUCGUCAUUGUUCUUGUCCGAUCCCUCAUUGCUUCUCACCGCCGCGUGCAGUUAGUCCCAGUCAUCGCCUCGCUUUGUAUACCAGGAUGGAGUGGUUUCCUGCGUGUUUGCCUGCUUGCCCAUUGUUCGUAACCUUUGUACGGUUUCCUUGCACAAUCUACCGC